CCCGGUAUCCUACAAGGAGUCUUUAAACACCGUGUUGAUUCAAGAAGCUAUUCGGUACAACAGAUUGUUGUCGGUCAUCAACAAUUCUCUUAGGGACUUGCUGAAGGCCCUCAAGGGUCUGGUGGUGAUGUCAGAAGCGCUGGAGAGCAUGUCCGGCAGCCUGGCGCGGAAUGCCGUGCCGUUGAUGUGGAGCUCCAAGGCUUACCCAUCGCUCAAGCCGCUAGCGGCAUGGGUGAAGGACUUAUGCCUACGAGUCCAGUUCAUGCAAGGCUGGGCGGACGCGGGCAUCCCAAAGGUGUUUUGGAUAUCAGGCUUCUACUUCCCGCAGGCGUUCCUCACGGGAGCACUCCAGAACUACGCCAGGAAGCAUGUUAUUGCUAUUGAUACCAUCUCGUACGCUUUUGAGGCGCUUCCGGGGGCUCCAGCCAAGAGGCCAGAUGACGGGUGCUGCGUGCGUGGACUGUACCUCGAAGGCGCGCGUUGGAACAUGGGUGACAUGUCGCUGGAAGAAAGCCGUCCUAAGGAACUGCACACAGAAAUGGCGAUCAUCUACAUGAAACCGGAGCAGAACCACAAGCUUCAAUCAGGACUGUACGAGUGUCCCACUUACAAGACUUUACUGCGAGCCGGGACACUGUCUACUACGGGACACUCGACCAACUACGUCAUGACCAUAGAGCUGACUACCCACAAACCGCAGUCGCAUUGGAUCAAGCGUGGAGUGGCGCUGUUCUGUGCUUUGGACUAUUAAGAAAACCAAAGUAGACCAGCUCUAAUCGGGACUGUACGAGUGUCCCACUUACAACACUUUUCACUACGGGACACUCGACCAACUACGUCAUGACCAUAGAGCUGACUACCCACAAACCCCAGUCGCUUUGGAUCAAGCGUGGUGUGGCGCUGUUCUGUGCUUUGGACUAUUAAGAAAACCAAAGUAGACCAGCUCUAAUCGGGACUGCACGAGUGUCCCACUUACAACACUGUUCACAACAGGACACUCGACCAACUACGUCAUGGCCAUAGCUGACUACCCACAAACCGCAGUCGCAUUGGAUCAAGCGUGGUGUGGCGCUGUUCUGUGCUUUGGACUAUUAAGGAAACCAAGCAGACAAGCUCUAAUCGCGACUGUACGAGUGUCCCACUUACAACACUGUUCACUACGGGACACUCGACCAACUACGUCAUGACUAUAGAGCUGACUACACACAAACCGCAGUCGCAUUGGAUCAAGCGUGGUGUGGCGCUGUUCUGUGCUUUGGACUAUUAAGAAAACCAAGCAGACAAGCUCUAAUCGGGACUGUACGAGUGUCCCACUUACAACACUGUUCACUAAGGGACACUCGACCAACUACGUCAUGACCAUAGAGCUGACUACAAAUAAACCUCAGUCGCUUUGGAUCAAGCGUGGUGUGGCGCUGUUCUGUGCUUUGGACUAUUAAGGAAACCAAGCAGACCAGCUCUAAUCGGGACCGUACGAGUGUCCCACUUACAACACUGUUCACUACGGGACACUCGACCAACUACGUCAUGACUAUAGAGCUGACUACCCACAAACCGCAGUCGCAUUGGAUCAAGCGUGGUGUGGCGCUGUUCUGUGCUUUGGACUAUUGAGUGCUGUCUUCAAAAGUAGUGAGUUUAUGCAUUGUAUUUACUAUUUGAACUACUUUAUUAAAUAUUGUAUUUACAUUA
Ostrinia furnacalis (Asian corn borer) is the source of this 1689-nucleotide messenger RNA. RefSeq names its product dynein heavy chain 1, axonemal-like. The record is from RefSeq and is a predicted model, not a curated record. The transcript has 5 exons. NCBI's taxonomy places the organism in Eukaryota, Metazoa, Arthropoda, Insecta, Lepidoptera, Crambidae. Gene Ontology annotation, molecular function: dynein intermediate chain binding; dynein light intermediate chain binding. Gene Ontology annotation, cellular component: dynein complex. Bases 128 to 751 code for a protein of 207 amino acids. Gene Ontology annotation, biological process: microtubule-based movement.